AUGUUAGGUAUAGCUAAAGAUCCUUUACAACAUACUAGUAUGUAUGAAAGAAUGGAGGAAGACAGCGAAGAUAGCGAGGGUGAGGGAGGUUUGGGUAAUGUGUCUCGUGUCAUUAUACGUCCUCCUGGUGUAAGUGGCAAAGCCAAACGUGGCCACCUGUGUUUUGAUGCCGCUUUUGAGACGGGCAAUUUGGGUAAAGCAGACUUGUUGGGAGAAUUUGAAUACGAUUUAUUUCUACGUCCCGAUACUUGUAAUCCUCGCUAUCGUUUUUGGUUUAAUUUUACCGUGGACAAUGUUAAACAGGAUCAAAAAGUUAUUUUCAAUAUAGUGAAUAUGUGCAAGUCUAGAAAUCUAUUCAAUGCUGGCCUAACACCUUUGGUCAAAUCUUCCUCGCGUCCGAAAUGGCAAAGACUGCCUAAGAAAAAUGUCUUCUACUAUAGAUCACCUUUGCAUCAGAAUCAUUAUAUUUUAAGUUUUGCUUAUUCAUUCGACAAGGAGGAUGAUGUCUAUCAGUUUUCUAUGGCUCCGCCCUACAGUUACUCACGUAUACAAGCCUAUCUGAGUCUCAUCGAAAAUCGUCAGCAACAAGGUGAAAAUAAAUUCAUUAGAACAUUGUUGACCAAAAGUUUGCAAAAUCGCAAUGUUGAUUUAAUAACGAUUGACCAUGUUAGUGGCAAAACCAAAACGAAUCGUAUUGAUCGCAGUUUUAUACGUGUUAUUGUUAUUUUAUGCCGUUCUCACGCCAAUGCUAGUCCUGCUUCAUUUAUGUGCCAAGGUUUUCUGGAAUUUUUGUUAAGUAAUCAUAAUAUCGCUAAAGUAUUAAGAGAAAAUUUUGUUUUCAAAAUUGUGCCAAUGGUUAAUCCGGAUGGUGUGUUUUUGGGCAACAAUCGUUGUAAUCUCAUUGGCCAAGACAUGAAUCGUAUGUGGAAUGUUGCCACUGAAUUUUCUCAUCCUGAAAUUUAUGCCAUUAAAAAUAUGUUAAAGGAGAUUGAUAAUUCAGAUUCAUAUCAAAUAGAUUUUGUCAUAGAUUUACAUGCUCACACAAGUUUACAUGGUUGUUUUAUAUAUGGCAAUACCUACGAAGAUGUCUAUCGCUAUGAACGACAUUUAGUGUUUCCCCGACUCUUUGCUGCAAAUGCACCCGAUUAUGCGGCCAGCAAUAUGAUGUUCAAUACGGAUGAAAAGAAAUCAGGUUGUGCUAGACGUUUCUGUUGUGAAGGCUUAAGUGAUACAGUGAAUGCAUACACAUUGGAAAUAUCAAUGGGUGGUCAUUAUUUAAAAGAUGGCAAGACAGUGGCCUUGUAUAAUGAAGAGGGUUAUUACAGGUGCGGCCGCAAUUUAGCUAGAACUUUUCUACAAUACUAUCGCUUUAUAAAUGUUUUACCCGUGGCCCCUCCCACAGAUGUGCGCCAAAAGAAACGACGUCCCCGCACUCAUCAGUCCCGAUCCAGAUCUAAGUCUCGUUAUGAAGUUAAGCCCAGACCUAAAACCACUAGAUGUUAUGCCCCCAUUUCAUAUACAAAUCUUUCAAUAUGUUAUGAUUCUGGCGGUUCAUCCGAUGAGGCAGGAUAUUCACCUACUCGUCCUCUAGCUCCUGGUAGUAGUCAUUUUAGUGGUUAUCGCAACUAUCGUCGUGUGGCCAGCAGCACUUUACCUUCUAUACAAACACCUCAUGACCAGUUUUCCUUGUUACGUUUAAAAUCGGGUAAAUUUGAUUUGCCGCCCCAAGAUUCUUCAUUGCCGGAUUAUGGUCGAAAAGGCAAUUCGCCAGAGAAACAAAUUAAAUUCGAAUUACCCGUGAAUGUACCACCCAAACCGUACCUAUCAAUUAUUGAUUUAAAUCAAUUGACCAGGGGUAGUUUGAAAGUUAAAUCGACCAGUUUUGAUGGUUGA
This is a messenger RNA of Calliphora vicina (urban bluebottle blowfly), 1893 nucleotides long. RefSeq names its product cytosolic carboxypeptidase 6. Gene Ontology annotation, molecular function: metallocarboxypeptidase activity; zinc ion binding. Gene Ontology annotation, biological process: proteolysis; protein side chain deglutamylation. NCBI's taxonomy places the organism in Eukaryota, Metazoa, Arthropoda, Insecta, Diptera, Calliphoridae. The transcript is spliced from 5 exons. Bases 1 to 1893 code for a protein of 630 amino acids. The record is from RefSeq and is a predicted model, not a curated record.